AUGAACUGCACCGACGCAGGUGCAGAAUGCCUUCGCAGUCGCCAGGCACGAGUUCAUAGGCCGCGGGUCUCUCGACUGGAAACAUUGACCCAAAGAUUGGCCAAGCUAGAAGAGGCAAGCAAUAAAGAGGCAGCAUACUUUCCAACAGCGCAUCACGCCGCUAGCAGUACAUCUUCGUCGCCUUCGGCCAGACUGCCAAGUAUUACUGGAGUGCUCAACGACAAGCAGAAACGAUAUCGAGCAUAUGACCCCAAUGAUAUGGCUCCCCUGCAGCCACCACUAAGUAAGCACCGCAAGUCUCAGACUGUGGCGCAACAAAAUGUCCAUCAGGCACACUCUCCUAGCUCAACACAUCAUGCUAGUGAGGCUAGAGAGUAUAUUGAGCAUGAACUCCAAUGCAAUCCUGCUCUGUCGAAGGAUAAACGCACUGCACUUGAAUCGGCACGCAAGUUCGUCAGUCAGCUGUCCAAUCCUACUCUAAAUUGGGAGGAGACCGCAGCUAUUCAUGAUAUGGAUGUUCAAGAAAACCUAGAGCCCCCUACCCUCGCACCGGAAUUGCUCUAUAUGAUGUUACCCGGACCCGAUAAGAAAACAAACUCCCAGGGAAUAGUCAACUGGCCUGAUCACAUUUCCGACAAAGUCUUAGAACAAAUGGGGCUUGCAAUUAUUGAAUGCGCAGAAUGUGAGCAAGUGCUCCAGCAUUACCGACUUAUUGUCUGGGUGAAAGCCAUGAGUUUUAUAUCAAACAUGGGCCCUCUCAUUACGAGCGAACCUUUGAGGGAUCAUUUUCGGUCACUCAAAAAGAGGUAUGAAGCCGAUGCUAUAGAAAUUUUGAAUCAAAUUCCGCUGGCAGCUGAACCUAGCCUUCUUUUGCUUCAAUCGGUUUUGUCUGCAACCCGCUUGAUGCAAUAUUUAGGAAACAUGACACGCUGCUGGAUGUUGACAGCACUAGCCUCGAGAAUGAUCGUCUCCUUAAACUAUCACAACAUCACAGAUGUCAGUCCUCGAACCCAGACAGAGGAAAAUAUCCAUGCCUGUGUGUUCUUGUGCUAUUACUUUGACAAAACCCUCAGCCUGCUGCUCCUCCGACCACCGUCUCUGCCGGAUCUGAAAGCUAAACCAACCCAGUUGAUCCACAUCAACCCUGAUCUACCGACAUCUACCAUGAUAAUAGGCGUAGUCGAGUAUUCAGAGUUGAAGAACACUCUACUGAACAUCUUACUUGAUCCUAAGGCAACAGGAGACACAGAGAAGGCCAAUAUACUGUCUGAUCUUGUGGCGCGGGCACACAUAAUCCACUCCAAUAUGCAAAUGUUUCGUCGUCGCCAAGAACAACAAUUUACACAAUCAUGGAGCCAUCUGCGGCGCGAAUGGCUAUCAAUGGACUUCAACUACUACUCUCUUCUCACCACAAUCAUCCAAGCCCGCUCCUCGGUACUCAAGUCCCGCUUGGUCUGUGAGAACUGUCUAUACACGGCCCGGGAAGCCCUCACCACUCUCCGAGCUUUACAGGAAGCAUUCUCAAGCCGCAUCAAUUCUAUCGACUCAUACCCAUACUUUCUUACCUGGUAUGAUAUAAACAUUCCCAAGCAAUCUCUCAAUAUCUUAGUCGAAACUAAUCACCCUUUCAAUAGGACAAUGCUGCUAUUCCCUCUAGCACCGUUUUUUGUCCUGUUUUGCAACGUGAUCGCAACAUCAAAUGAGAGAGACUUUAAUAUGAUCAAGAACAUCACCGACGAUCUACAUCAAUUCGCAGAGGCGAAUGCCUCCAUUGGCAAACUGUACAAGCUAUUCUCCAAAUUCCUGGACUUGUGUGUACCUCUGGUUAAAGGGAAUACAGAACCAUCCAGUUCAGAACGGCCAGCAGCUGCACUCUCUGAUACGAACGCGGCUAGAAACACAGAGGCCCAGAUGGCAUCAUCCUGCACAGGCAUAUUUGGCCGCCCUGCCGGUGCCGAUCAGGCUUUGGUCAGUUUUGGGGUUGCAGAUUCCAUUGGAGGAGGUCCUACUAUACCGCCAUCUGUGGGGGGAUGGGAUGACAGUCUUGUGUGGGAACUGUUCGACAAUCAGCCCUCGUUGGGAUGGGCAGAGUCGGAACUGUGGAAUGUGAUGACGCAAUUCGAUGUGUGA
Messenger RNA from Penicillium egyptiacum, 2130 nucleotides. NCBI's taxonomy places the organism in Eukaryota, Fungi, Ascomycota, Eurotiomycetes, Eurotiales, Aspergillaceae. The record is from the annotation of a GenBank genome assembly.